AUGUACACGGCGUCGUUUGCCUUCUUCGAUGCCCUCUGCGGCGCCGGGGUGACGCACUGCUUCGUCAACUUGGGAUCAGACCACCCGAGCAUUAUUGAAGCAAUGCUCAAGGGCCAAAGGGAAAAGGGCGCUGGCUUUCCACGCAUCGUCACUUGCCCGAGCGAGAUGGUGGCCAUGUCCAUGGCGGACGGCUUCGCGCGGGUCACCGGAAGGCCACAAUGUGUCAUCGUGCAUGUGGACGUGGGCACGCAGGCGUUGGGCGUGGCCGUUCACAACGCAUCCGUCGGUCGCGCUCCGGUCCUCGUCUUUGCGGGCAUGUCGCCCUGCACCUUGGAGGGCGAGCUGCGCGGCUCCCGGACGGAAUUCAUCCACUGGCUCCAGGAUAUCCCUGACCAAAAGGCCAUCCUCGGCCAGUACUGCCGGUACGCGGCGGAAAUCAAGACGGGGGCCAACGUGAAGCAAAUGGUCAACCGCGCGCUGCAGUUUGCGACAAGCGGCCCCCAGGGCCCCGUGUACCUCUGCGCGACGCGAGAAGUCCUCGAGGCCGACCUCGCGCCCUACGAGAUCCAGCAGGAUCAGUGGGAUCCCGUCGAGCUGGGCGGCCUGUCGCCGAGGAGCGCGGACAGCAUCGCCGAGGCCCUGGCCCGGGCCCAGAGACCGCUCGUCAUCACGGGAUAUUCCGGCCGCAACCUGCAGAUACCACCCGUCCUGGUCCGGCUGGCCGAUGCCGUCAAGGCUCUCCGCGUGCUGGAUGGAUCCGGCAGCGACAUGUGUUUUCCCGCCAACCACCCGGCGUGGCUCGGCAUGAGGAUAGGCGCGCACGCAGCCGUCGAGGAAGCCGACGUGAUCCUCGUCCUGGAUUGCGACGUGCCCUGGAUCCCGACGCGGUGCCGCCCGAAAAGGGACGCGGCGAUAUUCCACAUCGACGUCGACCCCCUCAAGCAGCAAAUGCCGCUCUUCUACCUCCCGGCCCGGGCGCGGUAUCGAGCGGAUGCCCUCAUGGCGCUGGAACAGAUCCUUGGGGCGCUUACGGGGGGCCGCCCAGCCAAAGUGCUCGCCGAGGGGGACGCCGCGGCGGCUGAAGAGGCGCGGAGUGCUGCCCACGCCCAGUUUCUGGCCCAGAUAGCGCAGGCGGCCAGGCCCUUUGCCAACGGUAGUUUCGGCACGGGCUACCUGAGCAGUCUCCUCCGUCAGGUCUGUCCAGAAGAGACCAUAUGGGCCGUGGAAGCCGUGACAAACACGACCUUUAUCCACGACAACAUUCAGCCCACGGUGCCCGGAUCGUGGAUCAAUUGCGGCGGCGGCGGCCUGGGGUGGUCCGGGGGCGGUGCAUUGGGGAUCAAAUUAGCAACGGAUGCGCAAGCUGGCGGAGCCGGAAAGGGCAAGUUUGUGUGCCAAAUCGUUGGGGACGGCACCUAUCUCUUCUCCAUGCCGAGCAGUGUGUACUGGAUAUCCAAGCGAUAUAGUAUUCCGGUGUUGACCAUUGUUCUGAAUAAUGACGGCUGGAAUGCGCCACGGAAAUCCUACAUGUUGGUUCAUCCCGAUGGCGAGGCGGCGUCGGCGACAAACGAGAACAUCAACAUUUCCUUUUCCCCGGCACCGGAUUACGCGGGCAUUGCGGCAGCCGCGGGAAGCGGCGACAUCCACGCCUUCAGGGUGAGCAAGGCGAAUGAACUUGAGUCCGUACUCGAGCAAGCCGUCGCCAAAGUAUUGGGUGGACAGACUGCCGUCGUAGACUGCAAGGUGGUGUUGGACUGCUAA
Messenger RNA from Metarhizium brunneum ARSEF 3297, 1761 nucleotides. RefSeq lists its product as uncharacterized. Gene Ontology annotation, cellular component: acetolactate synthase complex. The record is from RefSeq and is a predicted model, not a curated record. NCBI's taxonomy places the organism in Eukaryota, Fungi, Ascomycota, Sordariomycetes, Hypocreales, Clavicipitaceae. Gene Ontology annotation, molecular function: flavin adenine dinucleotide binding; acetolactate synthase activity; thiamine pyrophosphate binding. Gene Ontology annotation, biological process: L-valine biosynthetic process.